Molecule: messenger RNA, 855 nt
Organism: Gamsiella multidivaricata
Lineage: Eukaryota; Fungi; Mortierellomycota; Mortierellomycetes; Mortierellales; Mortierellaceae
Exons: 2
Coding region: 228-668 (146 amino acids)
Biological process (GO): ubiquitin-dependent protein catabolic process
Molecular function (GO): cysteine-type deubiquitinase activity
Source: RefSeq, a predicted model, not a curated record
ACACAUAUGAUGAACCAGAGUAUGACACAGACAACAAAAUACGACGGUUCUCUGAUCCGACAAAACCAAUGCCACCACCGAGAGAGGCGAUAAAACCAAUCAACUUUCAACAGGUGAUAAUCAACACUCGUACAUCAAUAUCAGUUGUUGAUCAUCAGGCGUUCUCUACCUAAUCUCCUGGUUUCUACAUAUAUCAAUUACAGUUGACUUCAGGACCUUGUUGCUCUAUGGCAUUGUUCAACUAUGUUGCUAACAAAAACCCCUCAAGCACAACGCAGAGCAUAUUGAACGACAUUCAAUCAGAUAUUACGCCGGGUUCUCUUCAGAAAAAUCUUCUUCUUCAAUGCCUCCAUCAACACAUAUUGCGUAGCGUUCAACCCUGCACUGACAAACCUACUGCAAUCAUCAACGGCGAUAACGAUAAUGGUUGCGACAAUACUCUCCAAACAUCUUCUGACAAUCACAUCGUUCUCAUAAUGCCCUACAAAGGCCACGUUUGGGAGAUCGACAGUUUACAAUCAGACCCGGUAUAUUUGGGGCUCGAGGGUGACGAUUGGACAGAAGUUGCACAGCAGCGACUUGAAAGCUGGACAUCUGCCGCCUACCACACAAAAGUUCACAACGAUAUUCAUCCAAUUGUCUUGGAUAAAACAACAUUUCUCCGCUAGUAGACAAACAUUUGUAGCAGGAACGUUCAUCAUAUAAAAGCAAGAGAAUCCAACGCAAACGGCUAAUAGCAGAGAUCUUUCAGAACCAUCGUACAUACAGAGAAAAAAAUAAAAACUGUUGCUUUUGAGCAUUACUCAUGCCACAUAGCUGAUAGCAUAAUCGAAGACCAUACACGGUAAUGACCUG